Molecule: messenger RNA, 540 nt
Organism: Suhomyces tanzawaensis NRRL Y-17324
Lineage: Eukaryota; Fungi; Ascomycota; Pichiomycetes; Serinales; Debaryomycetaceae
Gene: EGD2
Product: Egd2p
Exons: 1
Coding region: 1-540 (179 amino acids)
Biological process (GO): protein targeting to membrane
Cellular component (GO): nascent polypeptide-associated complex; cytoplasm
Source: RefSeq, a predicted model, not a curated record
AUGUCUAUCGAAGAAAUCCCCCAAGGUGCUGACGUCAACGUCCUCCCAAAGAACGAAAAGAAGGCCAGAGAAUUGAUCAAGAAGCUCGGCCUCAAGCAAAUCAAGGGUAUCACCAGAGUCACCUUCAAGCAAAGAGGUAACUUGAUCUACGCCAUCGACUCCCCAGAUGUCUACAGAUCCAACGCUGGUACCUACGUUGUUUUCGGUGAAGCCAAGGUCGAUGACAUGAACAAGAGAAUCGCUGAAGCCCAAGCUGCUCAAGCCAGCCAAGAAGCUCUUGCCAAGUCUGCUGCCAACGCUGCUGCUCAAGACGAUGACAAGUCUCCAGAAGCUAUCACUGCUGACUUGCAAAAGGCUUCCUUGCUCGACAAGUCCGAAGAAGCUGAAGAAGAAGACGAUGGUGAAGUCGAUGAGUCUGGAUUGGACCCAAAGGACAUUGACAUCAUUGUUGAACAAACCCAAGUCCCAAGAGCUAAGGCUGUCAAGGCUUUGAGAGCUCACAAGGGUGACAUGGUCAACGCCAUCAUGGACUUGUCUUAA